CAAAGCUGGGAGCUCAGGCAGGCAGGAAGGCAGGGAGAGGAGAGGAGAGGAGAGGAGAGGGAAGGCUGUGGGAAUCUGCUGAGCUGGCUGACGCUCUAACUAACAAGCCUCGUCUCUUUUUUUUUUUUAUUAUUAUUAUUAUUAUUAUUGAUAUUAUUGGGAUUUUACCUCCCACCGAGCCGGCACCGGUCUUCCCCGCUGCAGCUCACCCAGCCUGAGCCUGGACACGGUGGUCCGAGGUGGGAUGGUGGACCGUAGAUCUUGGGCGUAAAAGAGCAGGGACUCGACCUACAAUCUCUUGGUCUGACGGAGAGCCCAGAGAGAUGAUCGGCGGCCGGAGAGGACGUCCGACAGAACUGUGAAUCCAUAACUGCGGUGCUAAGUCUGAAAGCCGGCUGGCCUUUUAGGCUCCUGUUGCUGAAGACAGGGGGAGUCGGGCGUUGCUGGUUUUUCUCAGUGCUGGAGUGAGGCCCUCUCUCUGUGCUGCAGUGGAGGGCUUCACGGACGCAGCUAGUCUGGCUGGAUGCAUCACGCCGUGGAGCAGUUGAGCGGGCGAGGCACACGGGACUCCUUCCCCCUGGACGGACACAGCCGGGGGCCAUGGCCUCCCGUGAGCGGCCGCGCCUGGCAGCCGCCUGCCAGGUGUUCGCCUGCAAUGAACCAACAGCAGCUACUUCCCCAUCUACCUCCUGGAGCGCUGGCUGGAUUAAACCAUCACAGUAAAUACUUAAGCAAUGGGCCGAUACGAGGAGGCGAAAAGCUCGAUCUCCCGCCAGCAAUGUUCCCAGGAAUGCAUCGGGAGCAGCAGAGGCCUCCCCCUCAACAUCUUCAUCAUCCCCCUCCUCCUCCUCCUCCUCACAGAGUGUGGGAUCAGCAGUACGACUCCCACCACCCGCCUCACGGCCAUCCGGCGCUGUCCCUGCCCGGCGACCACACCAUGCGCCUCUUUAAUGGCUACGCCGGGAGCGGUGCACAUCUGCUCAACCCACAUCUUCCUCCUAACCGACCAAACCCACUGCUGAAGGAUCCCCGGGGUCCACCACUGCUGGGAGACGAGAUGCGGGCUCAGGUGCACCAGCAGAGAGGCUACCCAGGGAGGAUGCCGGGGGGUCAGCUGAAGAGACCGGGUGCUCCUCUGGGGGAGCACUCCGUCAUCCAGCACACCCCUCCAGCGCCACUGCACGUACCCCCACAUCCGGCAGCCGAGGACAAUCCCGGUCCCAGCAAGAGGAGAAAGAGUUUGGAUCAGGGACCCAACUCUGGGAUGCAGCAUUUUUCAGGCCAGUUGGCGUCGCCGUCUCAGCAGCAGACGGCAACUCACCACCACCACCACCACCCCGCAAAGCCUGCUUUCUGGAACCCCAUUCACAAGGACAACGGCGUCCUCUGGCAGCCCCAGACGUCCGACAGGAAACAUCCACAGGAGCAUCAGGAAAGUAAUAAACAAGGGAUAUGCAGCUACACCUCAAAGACCUCUCCCAACCUCUCGCCCUCUCCACCAAACUCUUCUCCGGGAGGCUACAACCAGGGAUGCGCUCCUCAGCUCCAGAAAGACGUGCUACAACCUCAGGCUACGAACCACCACUCCCCUCAUCCCUCCUACCCACACCCCGGCCCCAAACUGGAGCUCAGCCCCUCCUGCCAGGGCGCGGACGCCCGUGGUCUCCACGGCCAGAGGAGCCCGCUCUGCGGGGGCCACGCGCCGCCGACUCCCACCAGGGGAGACAAAGACCAUCGGGUAAGGGCUCAGUCGUCACCAGCAAACGCUCCUGCAACCAGCACCAAAAACGGCAGCAGCGGCAGCAGUGUGCCUUACAGCCACUUCCAGCCUCACCCGGGGCUGCGGCACCAGGACGCUCCUCCACCCCCUCCUCCAGCCAGCAGCACCUCAGUACCUCAGCAGCAGCAAAGUGGUCCCAGUGAGGUUUGGAGAUACCAGAGCAGGCCCAGCAGUCAUUCCCUGGAGUCGGGGGUCUACACGCCUCCAGGUCUGCUACCUCAGCCCCAGCAGAGCCACAAUCAGGUUGUAGACGGUCGACUUUCAGGUCCCCCCCAGCACCAGCGCCACGUCGCCGCCCCCGCGCCCCCCACCAGCUCCACCCGCACGCCCGUCAUCACAACCAACAUCCCCGCGUCCCUGUCGUCCUGCGUCAGCCGCUACGGCAGAGGCGCCGACAGGGCCGCCGUGGCCCACACCUCGCCGCUGUCUACGUCGCCCCCCACUGGUUGCUCUACGAACAACCGCACAGGUCAGAACGGCUGGAGGGGAGCGAUGGAUCCGAGGGACUCCAGCAGCCCCACGUCUCAGACGGGCUCUGUGCUGCAGCCGGGGUGUCCGAGGAGCCAGGCUCAGCAACACGACCUGCCUAGACAUCAGCACCAGGAGUCCACAAGAUCCCAGCCCACCAAGGGGAAGAUGCCGUACUAUGCCCUGGAGCAAGCUUCGCCUCCAUUUUCCUCACCGCCUUUGUUCUCCCUGGGCCACCACAGGGCAGAGGAAAGUGUCAUCACAAGGCGAGACUCCAACCCUCUUCCCAACUCCCCCACCACGUACUGCCCAGCUUCCCUCCCCUCCGCCAACGCUUCGCCUCGAGAGUCCAGACCGAAUCAGCAGCAGAGCUCCUCGUCGACACGGGUUUUCUCCAUGCCGCGCUCCUCCAGCGUCGUCCCUCAGUCGAUCGGGGACGUCCUGGACAAGCUGGACGCAGAGCUGGAGGGGCACAUGCAAGCCGAGGAGCGGCGGAGGAGAGACCGAGAAGAGCAGGAGAGGAAAAAAGAAGAGCUGAAACAAAAGAGGGAGCUGGAGAUGAGACAAAAGCUGGAGCAGGAGAGGCAGAGGAGGCAGGAGGAGGAACGGAAGAGGAGAGAGAUGGAAGAACUGGAGCUGGAGAGGAAGAGGCGGGAACGGGAGAGGCAGGAGGAGGAAAGGAAGAAUCUGGAGCGGGAAAACCGAGAGCGGGAGAGGAAAAGGAAGGAGUUGGAGAGGCAGGAGGAGGAGAGAAAGAGGAGAGAAGCUGAGCGGCUGGAGAGAAAGAAGAGAGAAAUCGAGAAGGCCAAGGAGGAGAAGAGAAAACUUGAGGAGGAGAAGAAGAAGGAGGAAAGUCUCUGCGGCGCUAAAGGAAAAGAGCAGACUGCCAUCGAAAACCUGGAAAGGCUCCUCUCGGGAACCGGCCCCGCAGUCCCCCCACCUCCCCCCCUCUCUGCUCCCACGCCUCCCUCAGCGGCUCCGCCUGCCGCCUCCCAGGCGUCUCCUCCGUACCCAUGGCUGAGUCGCGGGGGCGUACCGCCCGCUCCCGCCGCCCAGGCCCCCAGCAACCCCACCGAGAGGCUCCGCCCCCCUCCGCUCACCCCGCAGACCGAGUACGCCAGAGAGAAGCAGCGCCAACGGGAGAUGUGGAGCAACGGCGCCGCGUUUAACCCCCAAUCAACGCUCAAUACCUCAGGGCCCAACCAGCCCGCCCAUCCCAACAAGCCCCCGGCAAUGCAGGCGGCACCCAGCCAACCCAAAGACCAGCACCACCUCCCGCCAAUCAGGGAGCCCCCCAAACUCUACCAGGCGUUUUCCAGAGACAGCCUCCCCCUGCCGCCUUUAUCCUCCGGCUCCAGCGCCGCCAGGGCGCUCGGCGGGAAGCAGUUGGCCCAAAGCGGCUCGGACAGGGAGUCGGACAGCGCUCAGUUUGAGGAGGAGGCCUCGGAAAUGGCCACCAUGCUCCCCGACGGUCUGGCCAACAUCAUGGCCAUGCUGGACGAGUCCAUCCAGAAGGAGGAGGAAAUGUGCGGCGCCGAAAAGACGGGCUCCGCGGGUCUCAUGCGCCACUUCGUCCCGAGCGCCGACCCCAUCCGGAGCUACCUGUGCGCCCCGGACCUGAUCCCCGCCACGAAGCAUCAGCCCAACCGCGAGGAUUUGGGAUCGAAUCCGAGCCCGCCGGUGCUGAGCCGGCAGGGCUCUCUGGCCUCCCCGUGCAGCCGGACCUCCUCCCUGGAGGAGGAGGACGACUACCACAAGGCUGCGCGCGUCCCCCUCGCCACCAGGGCGACCGUGGACAUGGAGAGCGGCGUGGGCAACACGAACUACAGACACAGCGACCUGGCGAAGCUCUACGGCCUCCCGGAGCAGACCAAGAGCGAGGCUGACGAAGAAUCCGAAGAGGAUUCUGAGGCCAUGUCGUGCUCCCCGCCGCCCCAGACGCCCCACCUCCACCAGACGGGGGUGAACAGCAGGUCUGAAACGCCGUCGGAGAAGCAGAAGUACACCUAUCGGGGCGGGCCUUUCGGGAGACCGCCACCGUCGGCUUUGGUGGGCGUCAAGUACUCGUCGUCGUUGUCGCUGGGGCCCGACAUCUGCCGCCAGCAGCAAGGCGGCUCUCCCACGUCGGACUCCACGAGCCCGCCGUUCAGUCCUGCCGCCCCGCUCCGGAAAUCCUUCCCCCGUUCGCUGCUGGAGGACAAGAAGCUAAAAACGGAGGACAGCGACGUGUGGACGGACGAGGGGGAGACGGAGGAAAGAGACGAGAGGGAAGCCGUCAGGCUCGUCGACGCCAUAAAGAAGGAGCAGGAGCUGACGACCAUCUCCGAGUCGUCCCUGAAGGAGCUGGGCAAGAGCUGCGAGGUCAUGCUGUGCCGACAGUCGCUGGACAGAGCCGACGGACGCGGCAAGGCCGAGGACCGACGGCAGCCUGAGAAGGAGCACAGAGACAAGAAACGGAAGCACCGCCACGGCAGCAGGAAGCACGACGACAAGAAGGAGCGCAAGAAGCACCGAGAGAGGAGAGACGACGUCUCCUCCUCCUCCUCGUCCGGCUCCGGCCACAAGCGCCACCGGGACGGAAAGAGCCACAAGGAGAAAAAGGAGCGCCGAGUUCUGGGCGAUCUCAACCUCCAGAGGCGGGAGUCUGAGAAGGACAGGGCUCAUGGCGAGUCAGACAAAAGGAAGCGGAGGGACGGCGCCGGCUCCUCCGGCGAGCAAGCGGAGUGGACCUCGCGCUCCGGGGGGGAGACCUCCUCCGAGCGCAGGAGCGGCCGGGAUGCCGGCUCGUCGCUGGGCUCCAAAGACCUGCUGAAGCUGAAGGCGCUGUCGGACGGGCCGCCCAAGGAGCUGAAGAUUCGCCUCAUCAAGGUGGAGAGCGGCGACCGGGAGACCUUCAUCGCCUCGGAGGUGGAGGAGAAGAGGAUCCCUCUGGCCGAGAUCAGCAUCAAGAACACCGCGGGCGAAAUCAUCCGCUCCUGCAAGGCGGCUCGCGUCAAGGGGAAAUUCAAGGAGUCGUAUCUGCUGCAAGCUUUCUCUGUCAAACCCAUUAUCAGCUCAGAGGAACCCAUUCCCAGGGAGAAGCUCAACCCUCCGACCCCGAGCAUCUAUCUGGAGAGCAAGAGGGACGCCUUCUCGCCGGUCCUGCUGCAGUUCUGCACAGACCCGAAGAACCCGGUUACGGUGAUCAGGGGACUGGCUGGAUCCCUUCGACUCAACCUGGGACUCUUCUCCACCAAGUCUCUGGUGGAGGCGAGCGCCGAGCAGGCGGUCGAGGUGAGGACUCAGGUGCAGCAGCCCGCGGACGAGAACUGGAACGCCAGCGGCACGGGUCAGACGUGGCCCUGCGAGAGCAGCCGCUCCUACACCACCAUCGCCAAGUACGCUCAGUACCAGGCCUCCAGCUUCCAGGAGAGCCUGCAGGAGGAGAAGGGCAGCGACGAGGAGGACGAGGACGAGGAGAAGAAGCCCCCCGUGGGCGCUGAUGCCAGCAAGGAGGGCUCUAAAGAGAGCAACAAUGGAGAGCAGAAACCGGUUGGGAAGAUCAUCAAAUUCGGCACAAACAUCGACCUCUCUGAUCCCAAGAGGUGGAAGGCCCAGCUUCAGGAGCUGCAGAAGCUUCCGGCGUUCAUGCGGGUAGCGUCCAGCGGGAACAUGCUGAGCCACGUCGGACACACCAUCUUAGGCAUGAACACCGUCCAGCUCUACAUGAAGGUCCCCGGGAGCCGGACGCCUGGCCACCAGGAAAACAACAACUUUUGCUCGGUUAACAUCAACAUUGGCCCCGGGGACUGCGAGUGGUUCUCUGUGCACGAAGACUACUGGGAGGCGAUCAACGACUUCUGCGAAAAGCACGGAGUAGACUACUUGACGGGGUCCUGGUGGCCGGUGCUGGAGGACCUCUACAACGCCAACAUCCCCGUUUAUCGCUUCAUCCAGCGGCCCGGCGACCUGGUGUGGAUCAACGCCGGCACCGUCCACUGGGUGCAGGCCGUGGGGUGGUGCAACAACAUAGCCUGGAACGUGGGACCUUUGAACGGCUACCAGUACCAGCUGGCUCUGGAGAGGUUCGAGUGGAACGAAGUGAAGAAGGUCAAGUCCAUCGUUCCCAUGAUUCACGUUUCCUGGAACGUGGCCCGCACCGUCAAGAUCACCGAUCCCGACACCUACAAGAUGAUCAAACACUGCCUGCUGCAGUCCAUGAAACACAUUCAGAUCCUACGGGACCAACUGGUAGCUGAGGGGAAGAAGAUCUCGUAUCAGAGUCGGGUUAAAGACGAGCCGGCCUACUACUGCAAUGAGUGUGACGUGGAGGUGUUCGACCUGCUGUUUGUGACGUGCGAGAGCAGCAGCAGGAAGACGUACGUGGUGCACUGCGAGGACUGCGCCCGGCAGCGCAGCCCCAACCUGAACAACGUGGUGGUGCUGGAGCAGUACCGCAUGGAGGAGCUCAUGAGCACCUACGACUCCUUCGUCCUGGCCUCGUCUUCGCGGUGACGGAGCUCCCCCCGUCUGCGUCUCCUCAGCCCGUAACCAAAACUCCUGCAGCGCCGGGACAAAGAGAGAGUUUUUUUGUUUUUUUUCACUUUGGUUUUACAGCCCAGCAUUUCAUCGUUAUUAUUGUUCAUUUUUUUCUCUACUGCUUCUACAUGCCGAUCAGCCAGCUGAAUACGUUUACUUGUUACUGUUUACAGAAUCAAAAGAUUUAAAAAGCAAAAAAAAAAAAAAAAACGAGCCGCUCAUAAAAUCCCAGUUUACUCUCGGAUGGUGCUUUGAAGCAGAACCCGUCAGCGGGGGCAGCUGGUGCUGCCACAGAACAAACUGUGGAGGACAGUGGACGGCGUCAAUGGCGCUUCUUGUUUCUCUUUUGUCUUGAAUACUGAAAUUUGUACAUGGCGUUUUUGAAAACUUUGUGGGGUGCUGUCUUUUUAUUUUAUUAUUAUUAUAAUUUUUUUUAAAUGAAUUGUUUCGGUUUGUUUUUUCUAAACUAGAUCAGCCUAGAUAUAUACCACAUUGGCCUUGUAUUUAGAAAAGAAAGAAAAUGAAAUUACUAAUAAUAGAGAGUAUUUUAAAAAAAAACAAAAAAUUACAAUUGUUUGGAAUGCUUCAAAAGAUACGGGUUUUAGCAACAGUCUUUUUUUUUUUUUUUUUUUUAAACGAGUGGGGGGGGCGGGGUUCGGUUGUUUUUUUCAGAUGCUUGUAUUUGAUGUAAAUCUUGUUUCUAUGAAUUAUACUUUAUUUCUUCUGGAGAUUAAUACUCAGCUGUCACACGUCAUCAGGUCUUUUGUUCUGUUUCUUUUUUUUUUUUUAUCUCUGUAUGAACUUUGACCAGAAAAAAAAAAAAAAAAGAAAAGAGAAAAAAAAAAAUCAUCCUCUGGUGUGUGCUGUACCUCUGUUUCAGUAUGCAGUCUAUUUUCUUUUAGCAAUUGUACAUUUAAUUUAAAAUGUUUUCUCUAUUUAUUUGGAUAUUAAUGUUCUCCCUUUUUUUUGAAUGAAUUGUAUAUUUCUUUUGUUUCCCCCCUCCUUAUUUGACUCGGUAACUGCUUUGGAAGAAACCGAAACGUCGAGGUAUCUCUGUGGCGGUGGAGGGUGCUGUUUUUCUGGUGCUUGCCUCUCGACCUCUGCCUUUUCUCUCCUGAUAUAUAUUGAAUUAAAUCUUUAUCUUGAAUAUAACACCACCUUUCCUGUAGACGAUAGACACACUGCUCACGUAGAGAAGAUGACUAAUGGAAUGCUGUGUUUGUAUUCUCAUUAAGGAAAAAAAAAACUAAUUUUUCCAAAGUGUUUUGAGAAAUGGUAAUUUUUUUUUUUUUUUACUACGUAGGGGGCUUUUAGAUGAGAUUUUUAUGAUAUUUGUUGAAUAUGAUAAUGGGAUAGAUGGUGCUAAAUGUUCUCUUUUGAACAACCUUUUCUUUUCUUUUUUUUGUCCUCUAAAAAUGAGAAAUCUAUUUUUCCUGUUGCAAUAUUACCUUUUCCUUCUGUUUGUGGUCAUUUAUUUAUAACUGCACUGUUUUAGCGAAUCCACACAGACCUACUCGCAGACACACACACACACCAAACUGAGCCAGACAUGUCUUAAACACUUGUGAAUUUGUGUGACAUUACUAUUAAUAAACACUUGAUAAAUCCAGGCAAA
This is a messenger RNA of Fundulus heteroclitus (mummichog), 8381 nucleotides long. RefSeq names its product lysine (K)-specific demethylase 6B, a (gene kdm6ba). The transcript has 23 exons. Gene Ontology annotation, biological process: heart development; regulation of gene expression. NCBI's taxonomy places the organism in Eukaryota, Metazoa, Chordata, Actinopteri, Cyprinodontiformes, Fundulidae. Bases 524 to 6742 code for a protein of 2072 amino acids. Gene Ontology annotation, molecular function: histone H3K27me2/H3K27me3 demethylase activity; chromatin DNA binding; RNA polymerase II cis-regulatory region sequence-specific DNA binding. Gene Ontology annotation, cellular component: MLL3/4 complex. The record is from RefSeq and is a predicted model, not a curated record.